This is a messenger RNA of Lineus longissimus, 2568 nucleotides long. RefSeq lists its product as uncharacterized. NCBI's taxonomy places the organism in Eukaryota, Metazoa, Nemertea, Pilidiophora, Heteronemertea, Lineidae. Bases 325 to 2568 code for a protein of 747 amino acids. The record is from RefSeq and is a predicted model, not a curated record. The transcript has 2 exons.
CCGCCAAGUGCGUCCUGAAGAAAUUUGAAUUUGGCGCCUUAGUUUUCGCGCGCUUGGGUGGCGGCGCUGCUGUCUCAGCUUCCGCCCAACUCCAUUGAAUUUUAAUUGUCAAAGUUUAGGACGCAGUUGUCCUCUUUUGUCCGCCUUUGCGGUGAAAGUUUCGAGGCCUUGUCAGACGGGAUAAAGUCUUUUACGUCAGCCUCAUCGAUGUGUACUAUACUCCUCACGAUACGAGGUCCUUAUCCAGAAUAAAGACGCCUCUAUUCUCAAUGAAAGUUUGAGUACAUUUUUAAAGCCGCAACAGUAAAAGACUUUCCCGACGUAAUGCACCGAAGAGGACUCGAUCUUUUGGCGGAUGCUGCUGACAGGCAGACUACGAUGUUUCUCCAACAGGAGAGUAGGAGAUUGGCUGAUGAACUGCAGCAUAUGCAGACGCAGUUGCAAGCACUGUCAGAUAGUCGGCAGAGAGCAUCGAGGGACUGGAUUUCCUCUCGUUGGGCGUCGACGCCCAUUCCGCCACAGCCAAAUUUCUCCUCCGUUGAAGCCACAUGUAGCAAGGCGAGAUGCACUAUGCCCACUGCAGAGGCUACAGCUCAUGCCGUGGAUAUAAAUACUGGCAUUGAUCCUCCGCAAUGCAGGACGCCUCCUGUUUUGCCUGCUAGGGACCCCAGUCCAACUAAUCAUGAGAAGUCCGCUGACAGUGGCUUUGAUCUUUCGAAGGCAAUAUCGACUCUCGCCGAUGUGUUGGUGCGGCGGGGGGAAGGACUUCCUAAAAAGGAACCGGAAGUUUUCAAAGGCGACAUCUUUUCGUAUCCAUCCUGGAAAAAUUCAUUUAAUGUGUUGGUUGAGGGCAGAUACCCAUCAGCUAUGGACAGAUUGUACUAUCUCGGUCGUUACACUGCAGGAGAUGCAAAGCGUUGCAUUAAAGGCCUGCUUGAUUUGAACACCUGUGAAGCAUAUGCUAAGGCAAAGCAGAUUCUCGAAGAGCGUUUCGGAGAUCGGUUGAAGUUGUCUGAGAACUUUCGUAAUCGCUUAGACAAGUGGCCGUCAGUCAAGCCUGGUGACGGUAAAGGCAUGCAGGAGCUAUCGGAUUUCUUGUGCGAGUGUGAGACGGCUAUGACCAGUUUGUCAAAUCUGAGUAUUUUGAAUGACGCGAUUGAGCAACGCCGUGUGAUAGACAAGUUACCUCGUUUUAUGCAAGAAAGGUGGCUCACAGUUGUGGAUAAAUGGAGAUUUGGAGCUGAUAGUGACGGGUCCGGCCAGGUUGUGAACGACUCAUAUCCACCAUUUUCCAGACUUGUACAGUUUGUAAAGAAACACGCGCGAAUCAUGUCAAAUCCAAUCCUGGAUAGGUCGUCCAGCGCACCUACCAAAUCCGUUGUUAGUGUGAAACCUGCGCAGAGAUCCAGCUUCGCUACCGGAACAGAAACUAUAACUGAAAAGGCCACAGGGCCAACAAAGUGUGUGCUCUGUCCAAAGGACAACACUCAUGCAAUUGACUCAUGUGUGAAAUUCAAGAAUAUGUCUCUUAGUGAUAGAAAGGAAGCCGUAAAGAAGCAUGGGUUGUGCCUGGGGUGCCUUAAAUGGGGUCAUCGGGUUAGGGACUGCAAAAGCAAGCAUAAAUGCAAAACCUGCUCUCGUGCCCACCCCACGCUUCUUCACGACGACUCUUUCAAACCUGUUGAAUCUACUGUGCAUUGUACAGAGUCAAGUGAUGUGGGCUCAGAAUGUCUGCACACUAUGAUUGUGCCAGUGUAUGUGUAUCAUGUAGACGACCCCUCGCGGGAGGUGUUGGUUUACACAUUGUUGGAUGAUCAAUCUGACACUUGUUUCGUAUCUGAGUCAGUGCUGGAGGGCAUUGAUAAGAGAGGUGAUAGCACCUAUCUCAAAAUCAACACAGUGUUGGCAGAAGGUGUUGUGCCAGCUGAGCGGGUGACAGGCCUCAUGGUCCGGGGUUUUGGUGAAUCUGCAAAAAUAAGCCUCCCUGUAGUCUUUUCGCGUAAAGGCAUCGGUGCCUGCCGCUCACAGAUACCGCGUCAAACCAGCGCGAAACAGUGGCGCCACCUCAAAGGGGUGGCACCUAAGAUUAUGCCAUACCGUGAGGAUAUCGAGAUUGGCAUGUUGAUCGGUCAAAAUUGCGCGCGCGCCAUCAGGCCAAGGCAGAUUGUCGCUGGGGGAGAAGAUGAUCCGUAUGGUGUUAAAACGGCGCUAGGUUGGGGCGUGGUUGGCAGGAUGGAUAAAUUAGGGUCAAGGCUUGCUAAUUCACAAGAUCGUUUCGUGUACAGAACUCGUACAAAAGAAAUUAACCCCUCUGAUAUUUUGCAGGUACUCGGCCAAGACUUUGCCGAUACUAAUGAUGUUGAUUCUCAUUCUCUAUCUGUUGAAGACAGGUUGUUCAUUGAAAAGGUUUCCAGUGGCAUCAAACUCCGUGAUGAUGGACACUUUGAAAUUCCCCUCCCGUUUCGUGAGGAUCAGGUGAGACUUCCCAACAACCGAGUGAUGGCUAUGAAGCGUACGCAGAGUCUCAAGGCGAGGAUUAGAAAGGUAAGUAUGGUGAAGAAUAUGUGA